CAGCAACCCUGCCAUUUCCAUCCAUCUCAAUGCAUGGCGGGACGGAUUUGCGCCCGGGACAUCUCGAUGGCGCUGUAAGGACGGUUGGAAGGACUGCUCUCCAUAUAUAGCAACGAGCAACGUGCCAUGCACCGAUAGGGGCAGCAACAAAAAUGCUCUCUCGUAGCUGCUGAGAGAGCACCAAUGUGGGCCCUCAAGCCGCCGCGCCGCCCCGCGAAGAAGAAAAUAAACCAAGAGACGCCGGAGCGCACGCCGCCCGAGCCCGACGCCGCGCCGGAGCAGGCGCUGCCGCCGCACAGCGCCUGGGCCUGGUCCGAGACGACGGACGUCGUCGACUCUCUAUUAUCUCUCGGCGGCGCGUACACGGAGGCGCGCCGCGCGGGGCGCCUCCUCGCGUACUACGCGCAGGACAUUGGCCGCGAGGCGGCGCGCUGGCGCGGCGCGCGCGAGGCCUUCGAGCGCGAGGCCGGGCAAGUCGAGGCGGCGUCGGCGCAGCAGCAGGCGCAGCUACGGCGCUGGGGCCUGCGGAGAUUAAGGAGGCCCUUCGCGGAGCUAGCCGCUGCACGGGCGGCGCGCGCGCGGGCCCAGGCGGCCGCGGCGUCGGCGGCCGAGAACGCGCUGCUCGCGCGCGGCGCCGAGGCCGCGGCGUUGCUCGAGGGCGAUUGUUGUCAAGCGGUGCUCGAGGCCGGCUUCUGCCAGCUGGCGCCGCGCGACGUGCUCGCUAAAUCGGCGACGCUCAAAGCGCGGCGGUCGGGCCUGCGCGCCCGCGACGAGGCCGUCGAGCGCGCGGCCGCGGCCGCGCGGGCCCUCCGGAGCCGCGUCGCCGCGCGGACGCCGCAGGCAAGGGUCCAGGCUUUACGUAGAGCCGCGGCGGCCGCGGCCGAGGCCGACGCGGUGUUGCGCGACCCCAGGGCCGAUACGAGUUCGAGACGGAACGCGGCGGCGGCGCGCACGGCCGCCGAGGCCGACGCCGACGAAAUACUGGAAGACGAGCGCCACCGCGAGGGCCGGCUAUUAGCCAAGUGGCGCGCGCGCGUGAAGGAACAGGACGUGGCGCCGCGCGCGGUCCUGGCCUUCGCGAAUCGAUUCGCGGAGGACGUCUGCGACGCCUUCUCCGGGAAGGAGCACCGCUCUUCAUUAGCGUCGCUCGCCGCGCGGCUGUGCACGCGCGGCGGCCGCGACUUCCUCAUCCCCCAGAGGCGGCGGCGCGCGCUCGCGGCUUCCGAUAGGCGCUUCCUCGCGUGCCAGCGGCGCUUUUGUCAACGUUUGCGAAACCUAGGACCGGACGAGGUCGCGCGGCUCGUCGGCGCGACGCCGCCGGCCUCGUACGACGCGCACCCCAUUCAACCAUUGCGCGUGCUGGACGACCUGGGCCAGCCGCCGGCGCGCCUCGUCGAGGCCGUCUUCGAGGCCUUUGCGCGUAUUACGCGGUCAUCGACUGUGAUGGGCGCCGAGGACGUGUUGGGGCUCGCGGUGCACGCGCUGGCGACGGGCGACGACGGCCCCAUGCGACCAAGCACGGGCUUGUACGUGGCAAGAGUCUACGGUGUCCGCGACCCGGCGCUCUGCGACAGCGGCCGAGACGCGGAAGCCAAGUACCUCCUGACGACGCUCGAGGCCGCCGUCGCGGCCGUCGCGGCGCUCGGGGCUAGCGAAGAAGCGACGUCCACGACGGAGCCGGAGACGGAGCAUGACGACGACGACGCGAUAUCCACGGAAGUCGACUUCGCCGCGCUCGCGGCCGAGGCCGACGCCGACGCCUAUGAAGGCGACGACGUGUCCCUACGGGAACUAGGAAAGUGGCUCUCCACCGAAAGUGCCAGAGAGGACACGGUCGACUUGUUACGCGACGAGGGGUGGGUCCGAUAG
Molecule: messenger RNA, 1869 nt
Organism: Pelagomonas calceolata
Lineage: Eukaryota; Pelagophyceae; Pelagomonadales; Pelagomonadaceae
Source: the annotation of a GenBank genome assembly